Messenger RNA from Perkinsus marinus ATCC 50983, 245 nucleotides. RefSeq lists its product as hypothetical. The record is from RefSeq and is a predicted model, not a curated record. The annotation marks the transcript as partial. NCBI's taxonomy places the organism in Eukaryota, Perkinsozoa, Perkinsida, Perkinsidae. The transcript has a single exon.
AUGGCAGCAGUGGGUGAUGAAGAUCUCACAAAGGCGUUUUCCUCAGAGGCGGACACUGUUACUACACGAACCACUGCGUUCGCGUUGAAGGCUGCUGCAAAGUUGUUGGUAUCUAGGAACGACGAUGUAGUCCCACUACCCGGUCAGCCCGAUGCCUUGCUUCGAUCUCUUGUCGAGGCCUGCCAAAAAACGGUGAAGGAUGGUCCUCCACCAGAAUUCUUCCCUCUGCCAAGGCAUAUGAAGAG